This is a messenger RNA of Nomascus leucogenys (northern white-cheeked gibbon), 9140 nucleotides long. NCBI's taxonomy places the organism in Eukaryota, Metazoa, Chordata, Mammalia, Primates, Hylobatidae. The record is from RefSeq and is a predicted model, not a curated record.
CGGAGCCUGGUGGUGUGCUCUGCAGGGAUGCGGAAGGGAUUCGGUCCCACAUUUUGCCCAGGGAUCCUUUGCCUGUUGCUCUUGUCUCCGUCCCAUCCUGCGCUCUAGGACGGGCAGUCUUUCUCGCAGGUGAUGAAUUUCUCUGCAAGGUCAUUGCUCUCCUUGGCUCUGGCUUUGAAGGCUGGUUCUUCAGAGGGAUCAUCCCUGACUGUGUCAUCACUCUGAGCUCUGACUGCGCUUCCCUCCCCCACCAGUGGGAACACUACUCAAGAGAGCUCUGGAGUGCUCCUGAAGAGAAAUUCCAUGGGGACUGUACCUGACCCUCUGAGAUCAGCUAAAACUUCCCUGAUUGCAGCUUCCGGAAAAGAAGAGGAUCUAGGAGAGCCACAGGCUGCCUCACCUCGGCAUCGACCAGCUCUCCUGCAUAAGAAUGCCAAUGGCUUUACAGGUGCCCCUGCAGAACCAGACCUCAGCCCCAGGGCAGCUGCCGAAGCCCUGAUGCAGGUUUGCGAGCAUGAGACCACCCAGCCAGAUAUGUCUUCUCCUGGUGUCUUCAAUGAAGUGGAGAAAGUACCUGCCACAUUCAAUUCUCCCGGCAAUCCCCAGCUGCCAGGGAGCAGCCAGCCCGCAGCAUCAGCCCCGAGUUCUGCAGCAGGAAGGGAUCUGAUACACACACCAUUGACAAUGCCUGCCAAUCAACACACCUGCCAGUCCAUCCCAGGUGAUCAGCCCAAUGCCAUCACCUCAUCCAUGCCUGAAGAUUCCCUGAUGAGAUCACAGAGAACCUCAAAUAGAGAGCAACCUGAGAAACCAAGUUGUCCUGUGGGAGACAUCCUCAGUAGCAUCAAAGAUCAGGUGUCCUGUGAGUUUCCUUCCCCAGAAACAAUCCAGGGAACAGUGCAGACUCCAGUGACAGCAGCCAGGGUGGUCAGUCACUCAUCUUCUCCUGUAGGUGGACCUGAAGGGGAAAGGCAGGGAGCCAUCUGUGACUCUGAAAUGAGGUCCUGUAAACCUCUAACUAGAGAAUCUGGAUGUUCAGAGAACAAGCAGCCCUCUGUCACUGCCUCGGGCCCCCAAGGCACAACUCCUGUGACACCUCAACCAACGUCCCUCACUAGCGAACCUUCAGCAUGUUCCCCAGGUCCAGAGAAGGUGCCACUGCCAGCACAGCAUCAGAUGUCAAGGUUCAAAGAAGCCAGUACGAUGACCAACCAAACUGAAAGUAAAAUCAAGGAAGUUCCCAGCAGGGCUUGGCAAGAUGCGGAGGUGCAGGCAGUGGCGAGUGUCGAGAGCAGAUCUGUCUCCACCAGCCCCAGUAUCCUCACUGCAUUCCUGAAGGAAAGCCCUGUUCCUGAGCAUUUUGAACAAGAGCAGCUGCGUGUCAUUUGCCACAGCAGUGGGAGCCACACACUGGAGCUCUCUGACAGCACGCUAGCCCCCCAGGAGUCCAGCCAGUGCCCUGGCAUCAUGCCACAGGUGCACAUUCAGGCAGCUGCAGCUGUGUCUACAGCUUUCCAGCGGGAAAAUAAACUAGUGAGCCUACCAGGUGGGGUCCUUAAAACCUCAUCAACCAAUUUGGUCUCCAGUAAUGCCCAGCAUACAUGUAAAGAAGAUGGGAGGUUAGCAGGAAUGACUCCAGGGAGAGAGGAGUCAACUGCUAAAAAGCUCGCAGGUACUAAUUCUAGCUCCCUGAAAGCUACCGCCAUUGACCAGAUUUCUAUCAGUGUAUGCAGUCAAGCUGAAACAAGUUAUGGAUUGGGGAAAUUUGAAACCAGGCCAUCUGAGUUUGCAGAGAAAACCACAAACGGCCACAAAACAGACCCAGAUUGCAAACUAUCUGACUCUUGUGGCUUUAUCAGCAAAGCUGACCAUUCUGGGAGCUUGGAUCCCACUAAUAAAGGAGAUGCAAGGGAAAAGAAGCCUGCAUCUCCUCAGGUAGUAAAAGAAAAAGAGUCUACUGGCACUGAUACCUCGGAUGCCAAAACCCUACUGCUCAAUCCUAAAUCCCAAGAAAGUGGAGGCACAGAAUCAGCUGCUAAUCCUACACCUUCCCCAAUUAGGAAGAACCAGGAAGCCACCUUAGAAGAAAACAGACAGACCAAGACAGCCACCAGCCUGAGCCUACCAUCUGAUGCCAUGGGUGACUCCAGCCCAGGUUCCGGCAAGAAGACCCCAUCUCGCUCCGUCAAAGCCAGCCCACGCAGGCCCAGCCGCGUCAGCGAGUUCCUCAAGGAGCAAAAGUUAAAUGUGACAGCAGCUGCUGCUCAGGUAGGACUCACUCCAGGAGAUAAGAAAAAGCAGCUUGGUGCAGACUCCAAGCUCCAGCUGAAACAGUCCAAGCGUGUCAGGGACGUCGUGUGGGAUGAGCAGGGAAUGACCUGGGAAGUGUAUGGUGCAUCCUUGGAUGCAGAGUCCCUGGGAAUUGCGAUCCAGAACCAUUUACAAAGACAAAUCAGGGAACAUGAGAAAUUAAUCAAAACUCAAAAUAGCCAGACCCGGAGAUCCAUUUCCUCAGAUACUUCUUCAAAUAAGAAGCUCAAAGGAAGGCAGCACAGUGUUUUCCAGUCCAUGCUGCAGAACUUCCGACGCCCCAACUGCUGCGUCCGCCCUGCCCCUUCUUCUGUGUUAGAUUGAAAGGGAGUAUUUAUGGGAGUUUGUGUAUAAAUUUACGGUAUUCACAUGUGUCCCUCUAUGUCAAAGCUUGCUUAGUUUUUUGCUGCAAGACUAGGAAGAAAAAGCAAGUAUUCACUAUAGGAAAUUGCUAUAAAAAUUGUUAGAUCCUUUGACCUGGAGCUCUAUAAACAAAAAUGUCAUUUCAAUUUGAAAGAAGGAACAAGAGAAGAGAAACAAGCUUCACUGAAGGUUUGCAACUUUAAUAAAUUGAAAACAAUACUCACUGGGUUUUUAAAAAUAUGAUGUUGUUCAUAGAAAUAGCAUUAUUAUAUCAUUAUACAUGUAUUAUUUUGUAUUACUGCCUCAAUUUAUCACACAAUAGUAUUUCCAUUAAAAUCUCUGCUUCAUAUUGAAAGUAGCAAAAACACUAUUGGCAAAAACAUUGUUAUAAUUUCUAGUCCUAUUGCAGUAAGAAUGCUGUAAGCACACAAAUUUUAAAUAGGUGAUACGAACCAUAAUGAAAAAAAUGAGAACAAAUUUGACUCAUUCCUAGGCCAGAUAACAUUAAAUAAAAGCAGUUAAAUGUGUAAAAUACGAAAUAUGAAUUAAUGUUUGUAAACAUCUGCAGACAACUCUUUUUAUAAACUUUCUUAUAGCUGUUAAUAAAUAUCAGAAAGUUAUAUUAGGAACAUUAGCUAAGAUUUUGACUAUGAAAACAGCCUACGUUAAACAUGGAUUUAUAUAGACACAUUUUCCUGCACUGAAGGCAAGGCGCAUCUCUGUGAUUCUGACCAGACAUAUUCAUAUUUUCUUACCCUAGAGGAAGUACAUGGGACUGAAUUCUUGAAAAGAGUCAUCAAAUUAGGGGUAAUACUAAAUUGAUAUCGUGCAGGUGUUCUCCAGUGAUAUUCUACUGAGAAUGCUAAGGUUCUGGUCAGGAACUAUAAAUAGCAGAUUACCAAACACUGCUUUUUGUGUGAUGAUAAGAGCCUCAUAAGUAACAAAAACAAUGUUUAAUUUAGACUCCUGUAAACAGGAUGCAAUUUGUGAUUUUUUUUUAAUUGGGUUCAGUAACUUCCAGUAACAAAUGUAGUCAACACCAAAUUAGAAUGCGAGCUUCCUUACAAUUUUUGUACAUAGACUACUAUCAUCUAAUUGCUGAAGUAUAUACUCUGGAGUAAAAAGGUAACUUCUGCAAACUUAUUGAUUUUAAGAGAAACACCCAUAAUAUCCUUCAAACCCAAUGAAAGAAGAGGCCUUUACGAAAACAUGGCUUGUGAUUUGGGUGGAUUAUACUUCCUGGGACCUCGGCCCUCCCAUGUCUCCAGAAGAGACAUGUGUCCCAAGACACAUGAGUAUCCUCCAAGGCACUGGCCUGGAUGAGCAGCAUCGGCUUGAGAAUUGGGGUAGUGUGGAAAGGAAGAAUGAACAACGGCCCUGGGAAGGCUUCCUUCCUGCAGACAUUGUUGGGGGAGUGCUGGUCUCCAUUUUGCAUUUAGAAAACCAGACUUAGAUGCUGGAGGGGCACCGGUUGCCUUCUUUGAACUCAUUCCCCAUAACGAGCUAGAAAAGAGUACCUAACCACAGGUAUUCUCUCUAGAGACUCAUGUCCCGUGGGUAUAGUCAAUUCACAGUAUCUAUUCUGGCUUUUUUCACUUUAAUUCUGUUUUGCACAUUCUGAACAUAUGCAGGAAAAAAAAAUCAUUCCUGAACUUUAACAGCACAAGCUACACUCGGCACAAUCUAAAUUAGUAAAAAGCCUUUGAUUUAUUUUGAAGCAGUUUAACUGUAGACAAAGCUUGCAUACGUGGACCAGUAUUCUCAGAGCCUGAGAGUUGUUACAGUUGUUCUAUUUGGAAAUUAGAAGGAAUUUUUUAAUAAGGCACGCUUUUCAGUUUCUUACCCAUUGUUGUCUAUUAAGAAUAUUAUGUAAUGUCAAAAUUUCCAUCAAAUUACCAAGCAAAUUACUAUUAAUGAUUAGAGAUUUAGCUUAACACUCUCUCUUUGGGCCUUAAAUACCCAUUUGUAGUUGUGUUCAUGUCACUUCUGUCUCAGAUGCCUCUGCCAGGACAUAAUCUCUCUGCUAGUUCUUGCUAGCUGGCUUCUCCCUCCAACCUGGGCAUACAUGCUGUGUAUACACAGAGUACAGCCUGUGUACACAGUAGCAGCUGUCAACAGUGCCUACUCCAGAUGGGUGGCCCCAGGUAAUCCUCUGCUGUGAAGUGGCUAGAACAGGCUGUCCCUGCAUUAAAAUAGGUGAGAAUAAGGAAUUUCGCAUCUGGUAAUAAUAUUUAUUUUCAUCCUUUAGAGUAACCGCAUGAUUUGUAAACAGUUAAAUGAAGCAGAGGCCUGAGAGAGUUGUUGGCAUUUGUCUCAUAUUAAAUACGUUAAAAUUGCUAGAUUUGCUGUUGUGGUUAUGCCUCUCAAAACUUUAAGAAAAUUUGUUUAAUGUACUAAGUUUAACUGGUUUUCUUUGGUGCUAGAACCAAAUUCUUCACUUCUACAACACUCAAGAGAUUGUAACAAAAUAUUUCAAAAAUAUUGUUUUUUUGUGGCUCAUUAAAUCCUAUAGAACUAACAGCUUUUAAGGACAGUAACGGAAGUAUAUCUUUAGAUGGAUAAAUAAGAUAGGGACCUAUUCAAGACAGCAGCAUUUUUAUAUUGUGAUACCUCCCCUAAGUUACUCUCACAAUAAAACCUUAUCUGAGAAUUUUCCUUCACUUCAAUCUGUGACAUAGCAUUAGGCAUUUAGUAUACCUUAUUUGUGAAACCUAAGGUUCAUUCAACAGAUGAAGUUGCAUAACAGUUUUCGUGGCAGACUCUUGGAACUUGCUCAGUUUUUUCCUUACUUUACCUGCAUGACACACAUUGGGUUGAAAGUUGUUUGGUUUUACCCUUCAUUUCUCUUAGAUAUGAUUUGGUUCUUUUUCAUGCAUUUUAUUUUUGAAAUAUAUGGAGGAAAUAUUUUAUUGAAUCAAGAAACAGAAAAUAUUCCUUAAACCAGUAGUAAAAAGAUGAGUUAGAACUCCAUGUCUGGAAGACAAUUCAACAUUUAAAAUAUUAACAUGCUAUACCACUUAACAAGUGAAUACUAAAAUUUUUAAUUUAAAGAUUGAUUGUUCUAUUUUUAUGACCAUGAGAAAAAUGUGACAGCUUCAGCUGUCAUAUGUUUAUCUUGAAUGCUUUUCUAAUUAUGUAUUUCUGGAUUAUUGACUUUGAAUGCCACAGACCAACUACUUAACAUAGAGUAAAAUAUUGAUUAACUUUUGUGCUUUGGGUCACUGGCAAAAGUUGAACAUCCUGUUAAGUCAAGGUUAACCAGAAACCUUUUUGUUCACGUCUGAAAUGAAAUAUUUAUAAAAUGUGUUAGUAUGUUUCCUGCCUUGAUAAGUUCACCUAUAUUGAAUGUAAUUGAUCUUUGAUAAUUUUUUUAAUCUUGAGAAUUCUCUGAUACUGUUUUGAAUACCAGUGUUCACCAUGUUAUAAAGUUAAACAUAAAAAUUGAAAUAAAUUGAACUAAAUAUGCAUGUGUAACAUAUACCUUAGAGGUUGGAUUUCAGAACCAAAUUCAUAAUAGGAGCUUGCUGUCUUAAAGUAGAAAGCAGAAGAGGAAAAUAGCAUUUGUUUGUAUUCUAGCAUAUUGAGGUUUCACUGUUCCUAGCUUAUACUAAUGUUUUUCCUCUCAUUUCUGGGAAUGCCUGUCAUUCUGGGAAUCCCUAUAUAUAGCAUACCAAGAACAGAGUAUGAUGUUACUUUAAAAUGUGUUUACAGAGGAUAUAUGCAAGUGUGCUGUUAAUAUAAAUUGUUUGGCCUUUUCUGCAUCCACUUGGUUACUGUUUUGCUGCCAAAAUGUGUGAAAUGUGUGUCUUCUCUUCCUCCUACAUAUUGUGCCAAGUGUUUAAAAUUUUGUCUACUCCUAGUAACACAUAAUUAACCACAUCCCUUGUCUACUUUUAUGAAUCAGUAUAAAGAAAAACAAUACAUUAGGAUAAGGUUUGCAUAUAUGUAUAUGUGUUUUUAUUGAAAACUGGGCACUUGUAGCCUUGUGUAGACCUCUACCUGCCUGAUUUACUAAUUAUCUGUAAUGCUGCCAUGGAGAUGAUGCUGUUUACUCUCUCCUGCUUUGUUCUAAGUGGUGUUUGAGAAAUGAGGCCUGUGAAUUUCCCUUUGUGAUAGAACAGUGAACUCAGCAGUAUCUUGGAUAAGUGAGCCAACUACCUUAUUCCCACACUGUUUUUGUCUACAUGGUGAAAUCAGAAGUCAAACAUCCCCUUCAGUGUUUGUUAUUUUACAUAUGUAUCUGAGCAUUUUGUUUUCUGUUAGCAAUGCUUCUUGAUGUUGUGCAUGGCCCUUUUUGGUUGAUUCUCUCCAAAUGCGGGUCAGCUGCUGCCACCUGGCAAAUAACAGGGGAUAUGCUGAAUCUCCUGUCCAUCUUCAUAACGAUAUCCUUCAUAAUGAAAUUCUUCAACUGGCUGAGCAAUUACAAAUGUCAUCUGUCCAGACACAUGGGCUUAAGGAUGUCUACAAAAUUUUAGACAUUUUUGCAAACGGGAAAAAAGAUAGUCUUGUAAAUACUGAAACAGAUUUCCAUGAACUUUAUCCUACUCUUGGAAAGAAAACAAUUCUCCUUGGCUGCAGAAAUCAAAUAAGCUGGGUUUGCAAUGACCAAGGACAUAAAUGAAGAUGGAUUGAAGUGGAAAAAUUCUGUCUCCCCAGUGAUCAGUGACAUCUGCCAGAGGUCAUUACAGCUACUUUUAACUGUGAACAGUCACCAGCUAAACUACUCACUUGCCACAACAAAAUAACCUCUCUCAAAGUAAAUCCAGUAUAUCUGUAUAUAUGUGUAGAUAGCAGCCACAAACAAUCCUGAAACAUUACUUUUGGCUGUUAGGUAAGUAAACGUGGUGAUAAUUAUAAACAACAUUCAAAUAACCUUGGACCUUGGUGAAAUGACUUGUGGUGGCCAGAAUGGUGCAACAAGAUGUUAUUUACAAGAUUUUUUAAGACACAAAUAUCUCAGAUACUAAUAAUGAGAAUAAAGACUGUUGAAUAUGAAAGUAAAGCCAAGCAAUAAUGUGCCAAAAAGAGGCAGUUAUACCAGCAAAUGCAUCUACUAUGGGCACACCAUUAUAUAAUGAUGGUUUGCUUUAUGAAGACUGACUGUAACCCACAGGAUAAAAUAAGCGAAGGCAUAGUUUCUGCUUUCUUCCUGGAAAAACUUGUUUAGAAGCUUCAUAAAGAGGUACAGCACUAAUGAGCAUUAGAAGGGAUACAGUUGGCAUCUAUGUUUUUAUGCAAACCCAGAGGGAAGAGGAGCCACUCAAAGUCUUGCUGGCUUAAAAUUCAAGACAGCUGCAACCAGAAGUUUUGUUGAAAUUGAGACUUUAAACUUACGGUAAUUACUCUUUCUGGACACUAGCAUGUAGAAAGCAAUUCAGUUAACUCUGCCCAGAGAAUUACCAGCUUUAGCUGUGAAAAAAUGGGCUCCCGGGUGUAAAAAUCACUAAAACGUGAGAUCGUGUAUCCAAAGAGGCUUCAAAUGAUGCCUUACAGAAAAUGAUGCUCCAGAUGGGCACUUCUAAAUGCUAACUCUUCAUCAAGUAUCUUUCUGGAUUCAAGCUCAAAAUUAAUUGGCUGCAAAAUAGUAGGAAUAAAAAUCACAUAUUUUACACUUUAGAAAAGGAUACUGAUGAUCAACCUGCAUGGUGAUAAUUAUGAUGAGAUACCCCAGUGAUUUAAUGAUGUUAGAAAGAAUUAAAUGGGAGAGAAAUGCUAACAGCUUUCUUGAUCUCUUAACUAUGGAGAUGUCAUUCAUUUAUUUCUGGGGCGAAAAUUAUAGCUUGCUUUUUGACAUUGCUGCUAGUAUUGUUCUUUGUUGCUUUAAAAAUUGUCUUUCUUUAGAAAAACUCUUGAGCAGUUAAACAGUUUUUUUUCUGAUUCAUAUCAUUGCUUUUAAUAACAUGUAAAGGCUGUGUGUAGAGCAAACUAUAUAAAAUGAGUAGAAAGGGCCUACUCAUGUUAAUCGGCAUCCUUAAUGAUUUUAGUUUAGAUUCCUCAACAUUUAUUUUAGAUCACAUCUUUACAUAACUGAUUUUUCCUAAUGUUUUCCAUCGUGUCUUAAAAUGUUGCUGGUAUAUCAGGAGAUUGCAGUAUUAUAGUCAUACUCCCCAAUCCCUAGAGGAGAGGAGGGACUAAUUCUUGUUUUAAGGGCCCCUGGAGAUACCUUUUAUUAAGGUUGAAAAAGGUCAACACAGCCUGAAAAUAAGAAAAAUAUAUACUAGCAAUUACUAAUUUUCUAAAUGUGUGUAUCUCUGCUGUACUAAUGUGUGAACAAUGUGUCGUGCAUAAUACUGUAGCUGGUCGUGGUAUGUCCAUACAUUCUGUGAGUGUGUACAGUCUGAGUGAUCAGUUUUCUAUUUUUAUGUGUAGAAAAAAAAUAACGUCGUAUCCCAUUUAAAGACCAAUUUCUGUAUUCAGGCAGGCAUAUGUACAUACAUGAAUAAAGCCAACAAAAGUGUGCACAUGUA